UAGUAAAACAAUAAUAAUAUAAAAUAAAAUGAGUUUAUUAGAGAAAUUUAUUGAAAUUCAGAAUGAUCUCUCAAGUCCUCAAUUAUUUGCUGUUAAUCUUUAAGGGUAUUUUCUUUUAAUUUCCACUUUUUAGAUUUGAGUUAUUUUAGGAUGAGUUAUGUUCCUCCAAAUCCAAUUUCACAUAAAUUGAUAACUAUUCUCUCUGGUACCUUUUUUCUAUAUAUUGUCUUAGCAUUUGUUAGGAAGAAUCUUAACAAUUAUAAACAUUUAUUGCAAAUUUCAAAAAAGAGUUCAAUAUCAAUCCUCAAAUAAUUAAGUAAAAUUCAUAAGAGUAAGUUCUCAAGGCAGAUAAACGUCAUCAGGUUCAUUUUGUAUGCUCAGAAAUUUGGAAUUUCCUCAUGAAAAUUGUCAAAGGAGGUUUUUCAUUAUCCUUCUACUUUUAUAGGCCCAUGCAUACCUAUUUAUACAAUUGAAAUACAUAAUAUCAAAAAAAACACUCCUUAUGAUUUUACAUUUCUUUCACAACAUGACAUUGAAGAUUUGCCGAAUGAUCUAGUUAUACCAGUAGACAUGACUUAAAUGGAGUUUUUGAUUUAAAAUGACAAUGAUUCUUUUACCUUAUUAACCAAGGUUGUACCUUUAGCUUUUACAAUUGAAUAAGUUAUUAAUAAAAUACUCUUAUAACAAUUCAACAUUUCAAAUUACUUGUGUUUUAAUUAAACAAAUAAAAAACUUAUCUAAAACAAAAAUUCAACUUUAAUCUAUGAAUUAGAAUUCAAAUCUCUAUGGUUUUUUAAACCACAUUAAUUAGAAAACGGAUUUUCAGAAAAUUUAGAUGAAGCCAUUAUGCAACAGGAUUUUCAAAAUCUCAAAACUGGUUCAACAGAAUCAACAUAUGAAUCAAGAGAAAUUUAAUCAUUAUUAGAUAGUUCACAACCACAUGAAUUUGAAGAUGACGUCAAUCUUCAUAAUCAUAACAAUAGCAAUUUGAGUAUUAAAUUUUAAUAAAUAAGUUUUGAGAGAUAUCAAUGAAUUCAAAAAUGAAAUUUAAUCAAUUCUCCAAUUUCAUAAAAAUUAACCUCUUAUACUCCUUAAAGAGGAAUAAGCUAUUGAGAAUAUAAAUUAAAUUAUCUUAUAAAUAGAAUAAGAAAACUGUUUCAAAAAGGAGCAAUAAGAAGAAGGAACUAAUGAUGAACUUAUUGAUUAUUAAGAUAUUUGA
Paramecium sonneborni is the source of this 1219-nucleotide messenger RNA. The record is from the annotation of a GenBank genome assembly. NCBI's taxonomy places the organism in Eukaryota, Ciliophora, Oligohymenophorea, Peniculida, Parameciidae.